Bemisia tabaci is the source of this 1763-nucleotide messenger RNA. The record is from RefSeq and is a predicted model, not a curated record. Lineage: Eukaryota; Metazoa; Arthropoda; Insecta; Hemiptera; Aleyrodidae.
UUGUUCGACCGUAAUAGUGAUUGAUACCAAGUUGAAUUCUGGUCUAUUGGUAAAAAAUUAUCAGUGCGGUAUAAAAAUAACUGAAAACUGCUUAUAUUAGUUUUUGUUGAGCUUUGGUCGUAAUGCUGUGACGGUGGAUCGUUUUCCGAAAGGCUUGUUCUCGGCUUCCAACCGAAAGAGCUCCCGAGUGCGGUUUAAAUGUUGGCAAGCAAUGAUGAAACUGCACUGUUUGGAACGGACUUGGAUGGUUUUUAAAUGGAGUUUCUUUUGGGCCGGAAUGUAUUAGAUGGAUAGCACAAGAGGGCUUCGGCGGCAAGUCACAGCAUGCAUUAUAGCUAACCAAGGGUUAUUUCUGAUCGGCAUAAAUUUAGGCUGGUCGUCGGCCGUGAACGAGCAUCUGCUGUCCGGAGUCCUGGGCUACAAGUACACGCAGGACCAACUCUCAUGGGCUGUCUCGCUCCUCGACCUGGGCACGGUGUUCGCUCCCCUGCCCACGGGCUAUCUCAUGAACAAGAUAGGGCGAAAAUUCACUUUUUUACUCAUCGCCUCGCUCUUCACCCUCUCGUGGUGCCUUAAAGUUAUCUCAGUUCAACCUGGUUUCCUUUAUGCGGCGCAGAUUUUGGCUGGAGUAGCUAGAGGUGUAGGUCUCACUGUUACCCCGAUGUACAGCGGCGAAAUUGCCGAGACGGGCCUUCACGGCAUGCUCAGCACAAUCUUCAAGCUCAUGUUCUACUCCGGGAUGCUUCUCAUGAUAAUCGUGGCGCCCUACAUGAACUACACGACCAUCAGCUACAUGGGACUCACCUUCUCGCUCCUCUUCUUCUUCUCCCUUUUCUACAUCCCCGACACCCCGUACUACUAUUGCGCCGUCAAAAAGGAGAGAGAGGCCUUCCAGUCGCUCAAAUGGCUGCGGAACCAGGACAAAACCGAAAACGCGUCCGUCCUCAACAAGGAACUCGCCAUGAUCAAAGUCGCCAUUGAGAAGGUCAUGGGCGAAGACAGCGGGUUCCGCGGCCUCAUAAUGAAGCCCUCGAACCGCCGAGCUUUAUUCAUCGUCCUGGGACUCUUCAUCCUCCAGCGGAUGAUCGGGCUGAACACGAUCAUCGGCUACGGCUCCAUCACCCUCCCCAAGGGCCACCCGUUCAUCACCCCCCAAACCGGGAUGAUCUCCUUCGUGGUGGCCCUCUUCAUCUCCAGCGCCCUCAUCGCCCUCUUCAUCGACCGCAUCGGGACGAAGCCCUUACUCAUAUCCUCCUCCAUCGGCUGCGGGUUCUGCACCUCCGUCAUCGCCGUGUACUACUGGUGCGACAGGACGAACGGCAAAGCCGCCGUCGCCGGGUUCUUCUGGGUCCCGUAUUUGUUCUUCGUCCUGGAGGCCUUCGUCUUCAGUAUAGGUGUCGGCGUCGUGCCGACCGUGUAUCUGUCCCAGUUGUUCCCGAUUAAUGUCGUUGGGCAGGCGUCGGCAGCGUCGGUAAUAGUGGCGUCGUUUGUGACGUUCGUGAUCAACAAGGCGUAUUUCUACGUCGGCGUCCAGUUCGGCAUCUUCAUGAUGUACGUGUUCUUCUCGAUGAGCGCUUUCGGCUGCGCCGCCUUCACGCACUUCUUCGCCAUCGAGACCAGGAAGAAGAGGGAUGCGGAGAUCGUCCCGGUUGGGUCGGUGAUCGAAACCGCGAGUGCCAGGAAAUAGAAUGGGGCUUUGCCAGAGACAGUAUUUGUUAGAGCACUGGAAAAAAAAGCACUUUGGAUCUAGAGUCCAGACUCUU